AUGGUGCUCGCGGCCCCGCUGCUGCUGGGCUUCCUGCUCCUCGCCCUGGAGCUGCGGCCCCGGGGGGAGGCGGCCGAGAGCCCCGCGGCGGCGGCGGCGGCGGGGGCCGGGGGGGAGCGCUCGGGCCAGCCGGCCGCGUCCGCAGCGCCCGAGCCCGACGGCUGCCCCGUGUGCGUGUGGCGGCAGCACAGCCGCGAGCUGCGCCUGGAGAGCAUCAAGUCGCAGAUCCUGAGCAAACUGCGGCUCAAGGAGGCGCCCAACAUCAGCCGCGAGGUGGUGAAACAGCUGCUGCCCAAGGCGCCGCCGCUGCAGCAGAUCCUGGACCUGCACGACUUCCAGGGCGACGCGCUGCAGCCCGAGGACUUCCUGGAGGAGGACGAGUACCACGCCACCACCGAGACCGUCAUUAGCAUGGCCCAGGAGACGGACCCCGCAGUGCAGACAGAUGGCAGCCCUCUCUGCUGCCAUUUCCACUUCAGCCCCAAGGUGAUGUUCACAAAGGUACUGAAGGCACAGCUCUGGGUGUACCUACGGCCCGUGCCCCGCCCAGCGACGGUCUACCUGCAGAUCUUGCGACUGAAACCCCUAACUGGGGAAGGAGCUGCUGGGGUUGGGGGCGGAGGCCGGCGUCACAUCCGCAUCCGCUCACUCAAGAUAGAGCUGCACUCGCGCUCCGGCCACUGGCAGAGCAUUGACUUCAAGCAAGUGCUGCAUAGCUGGUUCCGCCAGCCUCAGAGCAACUGGGGCAUCGAGAUCAACGCCUUUGAUCCCAGUGGCACAGACCUGGCAGUCACCUCCCUGGGGCCAGGAGCUGAGGGGCUGCACCCAUUCAUGGAGCUCCGAGUCCUGGAGAACACAAAGCGGUCCCGACGGAACCUGGGCCUGGACUGCGACGAGCACUCGAGUGAGUCGCGCUGCUGUCGCUACCCCCUCACUGUGGACUUUGAGGCUUUUGGCUGGGACUGGAUCAUUGCGCCUAAACGCUACAAGGCCAACUACUGCUCCGGCCAGUGCGAAUAUAUGUUCAUGCAAAAGUAUCCACACACCCACCUGGUGCAACAGGCUAAUCCGAGAGGCUCUGCUGGGCCCUGUUGCACCCCCACCAAGAUGUCCCCAAUCAACAUGCUCUACUUCAAUGACAAGCAGCAGAUCAUCUAUGGCAAGAUCCCGGGCAUGGUGGUGGAUCGCUGUGGCUGCUCCUAAGGGGGACAGAGGAUUUCCCCCCCACAGACCUUACCCCUGGACUCCCAGCCCUGACCCCCACUCCCCCAGGCCCCAGAGCUCCCUCUACCUCUUCCUGUGAACAUCACACCUUGUUCCCUGCCCAGUGUGCAAUACAACAGAGGGAGGCAGGUGGCACCGAGGGGUGGGGUCUGGGAAAAUGGGGGAGAGAAAGGGGCAUGGCCAGGUGGGGAGCAUUUUGAGGUUGCAGGUGAGAACGUUUGGCAAGAAGACAGAGAGAGAUGUAGAGACAGAGCAGAGGGAUAGAGACAAAGGAACAAAAAAAGCAGCAGUGAGAAGGCAAAGAAUAGAGAGGCAGAAGACAGAGACUAGGCAGAGACAAUGAGAGAGACUGAAAUGAAGCAAUGCAAGAGCCCCACACCAAGCCUCCUUUUUCCAAUGGCAAGGUGAGGGGCUUGGCAUGGUUUGGGUAGGAGGAAAUCAAUACUCACUCUUAAGCUUCUCCCUCUCUCUCUCCAGCACUGGCAGGAGAAGGGAAGUGAGGACAGGGGCAAAGGUGAGGCUUUUGGAGUUUUAUUUAUUUAUUUAUUGUGACUUUUCAUGUUUUGGUAUUUGGCUUUACUGAACUAGAAAAGGGACCCUGCCCACUGUGCCCCAUUACUCCCUUAUUCCCUAAAUCCUUGUUCUCCCACAGUACCCGCCUACUUAAGCACUUGUAUAAAGCCUCCAGGGUUGGGAAUGGGAGUAGAAGGCAAGAGGGCCAACAUAUGGUAGUUUCCAACCCAUAAUCACCCUACUUAAAACCUUCCUGAGCCAAACAGGUUAAACUGAAUUCCAAUGGUCACAAAAACAGUUAAGAGGUGAGGGUGGGGUAGGGAGAACCCUGAUAUCCAGGAUCUGCACCUCACUACACUAAGCUUCAGAUCCACCCCCUCAGAGUAUUGAGGUGUUCAGCUAGAGGGUGUAGCCUGCCUGCACCUAACCCCAGGCCAGGAGAGACCAAAGAGCCGGCUCCAGCCUCCAUCUUCAGGUCAAUAUGAAGAACACAGAGAUCCCAGAGUCCCAAGUCCACAAGA
Molecule: messenger RNA, 2258 nt
Organism: Manis javanica (Malayan pangolin)
Lineage: Eukaryota; Metazoa; Chordata; Mammalia; Pholidota; Manidae
Gene: GDF11
Product: growth differentiation factor 11
Cellular component (GO): extracellular region
Molecular function (GO): cytokine activity; growth factor activity
Source: RefSeq, a predicted model, not a curated record